This is a messenger RNA of Pocillopora meandrina, 3310 nucleotides long. Lineage: Eukaryota; Metazoa; Cnidaria; Anthozoa; Scleractinia; Pocilloporidae. The record is from the annotation of a GenBank genome assembly.
GGUACCUGUGCUGUGAAGUCAAGAUUUGCGUGCGAGGGUGAGAAGUUACGCUUACGCUGUGAAAGUGACUACGUCCUUCGUGUAUUCAAUGCCAAAUAUGGUCGUUUAGAGCCUGGGAGUUCAAUAUGUCCACACGAGAAUAUCACUGACUUAAACUGUCAGGCGGAAGGUGUGCUAUUGAAAGUUAUGGCAAUGUGUACCAAUAGAAGAAGGUGUAUCAUAAAAGCGGACAGUUCUUUUUUUCGAGAUCCUUGUCCUGGCACAUACAAGUAUCUGGAGGUUAUUUAUGGAUGUGGUAAGUCCAUCAUGAGUUGUUUUUGUUUUUGUUUUUGCUUUUUUUCCACUUCAUGUAUCAUUUUUUCUGUUAUUCGGGAAGCUACUCUUCGAAAGGUGUCAGGGAAGGCUGAGGUGUCGGGGGAACAGCAGUGAAUUUUAAUUCAUGCUGUUACACAAGUUUUUUAUCAACUUGAAAUAAGAACGCCCUUCACCUUGAGUCUGAGCCCGAUUUAGAGCGAAAAAUGGAAAAGGGAAAUUGGUAUUUGUACCUCCACACUUUCCAUUGGAUUGUUAAUAAAUGCCUUCAUUGCUCAUAUCGAAUAGUGGCAUAGAUUGUAAUCUUAGCGACAGCUAUAAUCAAUCCUUCAACUACCAAAGGUGUGCUAAAUGAAUCGUUUCCGGUAGUCCCCAAAAGAGCACUUCUCGGUGACAAGGCCGAACCAAGUUGAUGAAAACUUUUAGCUGUCAACACAAACCCUGUUUUAACCUAUACUUCAACAUCUUCAAUAUUCUUAUACAGUUCCUGGCGAUAAUUGGACUCCGACACCAACGUCGAAAAAGUCAAAGACGAAACCUCGUUUUAACAGAACGACGCCAGUAACCAUGAAGUCGCCAAUAACAAAAAGACCUCGUCUAAAGAGUUCAACGGACAGCACAACUGGUAAAAAUAGUUCGAUAAACAACAUCAGCGGAACGAAUCAAUCUAACACAACAAGAGAAUUUUUACCAACGAGAAAAUCUACCACCCUUAGCUUCCUAUCCACUUGGACCACGAAGAAAAAAAAAUCACUUCCAAAAGCUCCAGAUUCAAAAGCCUCAGGCAGGGAAGGUGAGGAAGGCGUGAUUUUUGUCCUGCUGAGAUCUGUGUACGUCACAUACAGGUUCAUUUCAGGUACGACACAUUAAACUCAGACACGAACGUUGUAUUCACGCUAAUGAGGGCGGUCGCAUGCACGCAAAUUCAUCUGGCGAAGUCAUAUGAUGAAGUUAAUAAACGAAUCCUCCAGCUCAACAAAAUUGUGUUUGGGAGAAAAAUAUUUUCCCAGAAACACACAUCUAAGGGAUGUUCGUUCUGCUGAAUACUAAAUCGGCAACAACUCUGAGCUAUGGACAAGAGAAAAUAAUGAGCCCUUAUUUCCUCUUGGCUAUGGUGUAUAAAAGAACGCUUCUGUGUGUAUACAGAAGACAAUCCAUGUUAUGGUCUUCAUGAUACCAAAAAUUUCGUUCGUUAGAUACCGCCUGUGCAUGCAGCAAAAAGUGGAUUUGGUGUUAGAGCAAGUGGCAUUACCGGGGUAGAUGAAUCAGUAGAUUGAUCGAUCAAAUCUUAACUAAAAUAGACAAAAAAAAAUUGAAAAAAAGAAAAAACCAGAGAGAAAUCUAAAUUACAGUAUAACAACUGUAAUCGUAAUGCUAACCAAGUCUUGUACCUUUUCAAGUCUAAUUAAACGAAGGAGAAAUCUGAAUUAAGAUGACUUUACAUAACCUUGUCUACUAUGCCACACCCAGUGUCUGAGAUAACUUUAUGAUCACGAAGAAACCAUGAGAAAAAUCUUACCCUCAAAAAAAAAAAAGCGUGAAGGGCAUUUCAACAACAAAUAAUAAAAUUGAAAAACACUUGCCUAGUAGCAAAAUAAAAAAAAGCAAUUGUCCGACCGAUUCCUCUGUUUUUCAUUAUGACAGAUAUGACUCCACAACUUUGAACCAUUUGGCUUUUUCCUAAAGGUUUCUUGUGUAACUGAACCUGUAAAUGAACCUGUUAUUACAAUCAUAGAUUUAACUUUUAAAGCUGAUGGGUAACUUAACCUCUUAAAGUUGAAUAGGCGCCUCUUAAUUUUAUUAUUUUAGCUAAAUGAGAUAACUUCAAGACUAAGACUUAACUUAGGAUCAUAACACGAAGGCAUUAUGAGCUUAUUAUGAAGGAUAUUCAAACAUCAUCUUUUUUUGAAAAUAUGAAUUACUCAGUCGAGAGCAUUAAGUGAGGCUCAAGCAUCAGAGAUUUGUUAACGAUACCACGAUCGAUAUCUGAUAAUCUUCCAUAAUAUCAUGCAAGAUAACAUUCAACAAAUAUAAGCAAUGAAUAAAGGGGUAAGUUUUUAAAGAAAUUGCGGUGCUGUAUCAAUGGGGGGGGGGGGGGGGUGGGUAUUAGAAGAUAAUUUGGUUCUAUAUCAACUGAGUUGAUAAUGUAAAUUGGCCACCGUAAAGAGUUUCUUAAGCUGACGUAUCAAGUGUUAGCCCUUCGUUAGAGCGAGUGUGAUAUAUAUUCAGCCCAUUUUAUGAGAGUUUAGAGUUUUUGCUGGUUAUUAGGGAGUGACCAUCUAAUCUAAAGACAGAGCAACAUGCAUCCAUGUUGGUCACUCGUAAACUUGAUCCGUUUCGUUCCACACUCAUGACGAAACGGGUUACAACUUCAUGAUUAUUUUCUUUUCCAUAAAGUAUAUGUACAUAGUAUUAGCUUAUCACUUUGUUGGUAAAAGGAACACGAUACCUAGCUUCUUUAUUUAUUAAAUGUCAAAUUUAACCGUUGCUUUCAGAACAAUCACGCGAUACCCUGGUCGUAUUCUUGUCGGGAGUGGCUGGCGCCACUGUUUUCUUGCUUUUGUUUCUGUUAGCAAUUCAUCUUUGCAAGAAAAAAUUUAGGAAGAGAAAAUUUUCCAUGGUUAAAAGAGAAGACGAAGAUGAAGUGAACAAAAUAAAGAGUGUGACUAUAGAACUGCAAGGAAAUGGUGACGAAACCAAAGAAAUAAACGUCAACCCAGGAGAUAUCAUUAUCAUUGAUCACAAUGACGAUGAUCGAGCAGGAAGCGAAGAUCUUGGUUAUCUAUCGGAAAUAGUUCGAUUUUAUAACAGUCAGAAUAUCGGCAGCGACGACCAGAUAUCGAUUAGAAAGCAAUUUUCCGCUUGUGACAGUCCCUCAGUUAUUUCGACCGAGGCAAGUGAAAGUAGAGACAGCAAAUAUGGUUCAGUUGGAAUGAAGCACUGCACUUGCCAACAUGAGUCCUUAUUGCGCCCCUCUUCUCCACUUGGUAUUAUAUAA